CCUCCCUCUCCCUCCUCUCUGCUCUGCCUCAUCGUCUCCCUCACCGGCCACCCCACCUGCUCGCUCACCACCGCCGCCUCCCUCUCUUCUCCUGCUUGCUUCUGGCUCGGAUGGAGCAAGGCCGUGGUGAAGCCGCCGUCGUGGACGGAGAUCUGCAGAAGACGGGCGCGGAGACCAUGGCAGAUGCCGUGCAGACCCUCGUCGGUGGCGCGGGUGCAGGAGGUGCUGCAUCCCCACGCGCUGGAUCGGUCGCUGCGGCGACGGAUCUGGAGGAGAAGAAGGUGGCCGUGGCGGACUCUGCCGUGGCGGACUCAGCCAUGCCGGAGCUUGACGUGACGGCGUCGAGCGGCCCGUCUGAUGGACCUGCGGAGGCCAGCGGCGAGCACGUGGACCUGCAGAAGGAGGAUCUUGUUGGCAACAAGAGGAAGUGGGACUCAUCUGGGUACUACCCUUAUGACAGUGAUGAGGAUGAGCUGUACGAGUAUCAAUCUGGAGAUGAUGUGGUCGAGGGGAACGUUGAGUCCUUUGAAGAGAAGGUGGUGCAGAAGAUCAGGGCCCGAGGAUCUGCUAUGUACUACAACUGGAGGACGGACAAGUACCGGUGCCCCUACUGCAGCAGGCCCAAGCCCAGGUCUGGGUUGCUGGAGCAUCUGAUGGAACAUUGUCGGGCUACAUCCAUCAGAAGUGAUGAGUACAAGAUCAGGGCUUAGCAUUCUGCCCUCCACAAGGUCCUGAGAAACCCUAACAUGUAGUUGCCCUAGACCCUGGUUGUCGUAUGAUGGAGGAAGCCUCAGUUCUUUUGGUGAACUUUAUGUGGUAGUCUGAUGGUGGAAACUUUUAGUGGUAAUGUAUCUUUAUCUAAGUGUAGUACUGUGAUGUGUGGUCUAAACUUAUCUAAUAUGCUAGUGGUCUGAACUUGGAGGUGUCUGCAUCAGCAAGUGUGCUGUGUGGAUGCUGCUAUCUAUGGUAGUAAUAUAUAUUGCUAUCUAUAUUUGUGUCCCUUCAAUUUGCCAUUAUGGUUCCUUAGAUGUAUGAUUUGCUUGAAUUUACCUGCUGCAAUGAUCAGACAUGCCGCAUCAGUGUUGCUUCACUGAUCAGGCAUGCUGCAAACACUUCCCAUGUUGUGGCCAUGUGGAACAUGCUGUGGCAAUGGUGCAAUAAAUUCCCAUGUUGUGGCCAUGUGCAACAUGCUCUGCCCAUAAGCAAAUCGGACCAAAUGUAAAACUUUGCGUUAAGUUAAUUAAUGUUGUUUAGUGAAGUAUGUGGAAAUUGUUCAUCCACACAUAUGACAUCUUUC
Aegilops tauschii subsp. strangulata is the source of this 1297-nucleotide messenger RNA. RefSeq lists its product as uncharacterized. The record is from RefSeq and is a predicted model, not a curated record. NCBI's taxonomy places the organism in Eukaryota, Viridiplantae, Streptophyta, Magnoliopsida, Poales, Poaceae.